CCGCUUCCCCUUCAACCAUGCUUUUCUAUUCCUUUUUCAAGACCCUCGUCGGGAAGCCCGUUGCCGUGGAGCUGAAAAAUGGCGUUGUUAUCCGUGGCGACCUGACCAGUGUCGAUCAGUUUACCAACCUCAAGCUGGAGAACAUCCAGGUUGUCGAUGACCACCUCUACCCUCACAUGUCCUCGGUCAGCAGCUGUCUCAUUCGUGGCAGUGUUGUGCGCUAUGUGCACCUUCGCCCGGACGAUGUGGACUGCGACCUGCUGCAGGAUGCCACCCGUCGCGAGGCGGACCGCCACAAGCAGGAGGCCGCCGCGGCUGCUGCCUCGGCGGCGGCCCCGAGCGCCGGUCGCGCUUGAUGCCGUGUGUACCUCUCGCUGCGGCUCGUCUCUCUGGUCUUCUCCUGUUCUCGCCCAAAAAUACACGGACCCAUUGCCGUCGGCCUGCCCCGGGUCCUCUGUGGCUCCUCUCCCG
This is a messenger RNA of Fonticula alba, 471 nucleotides long. RefSeq lists its product as hypothetical. Gene Ontology annotation, biological process: mRNA splicing, via spliceosome. Gene Ontology annotation, molecular function: RNA binding. Gene Ontology annotation, cellular component: catalytic step 2 spliceosome; U6 snRNP; P-body. Lineage: Eukaryota; Rotosphaerida; Fonticulaceae. Bases 18 to 356 code for a protein of 112 amino acids. The record is from RefSeq and is a predicted model, not a curated record. The transcript has 2 exons.